Messenger RNA from Periconia digitata, 716 nucleotides. NCBI's taxonomy places the organism in Eukaryota, Fungi, Ascomycota, Dothideomycetes, Pleosporales, Periconiaceae. The record is from the annotation of a GenBank genome assembly.
AUGGUGGAAGUACGCACCUACAAGAUUGACCCGACCCCUCUGAUGCCAAACUCCCCCCACGUCGUGAUCCACUACCCAGGCCUCUUCCGCACCCAACUCUCGUCCCCAUCCUUCACCCUCGCAGACCUCUACGACCUCUACGCAAGCAAUGGCUGGGAAUCGCAAUGGGUAGCCCGGUACGGACCAACGCAGGACUCGCACUACCACUCCGCCGCGCACGAAUGCAUGACGGUAGUCUCAGGCCAAGGCGCAACCAUCCGCUUCGGCGUCGCUGAUACCUCGCCAGACCCCGAGGAAGCGACUCACGGCGCUGCCCACGAAGACGGCGGCGUCUGGGUCGAAGCGUCCAUAGGCGACGUGUUUAUCCUCCCCGCGGGCAUCGCGCAUAAGACGUACGCCCCGCGACCCGAGAAUCACGACUUUGUGUUCCAUCAGUGCAAAGAUGAGAAUGGCGUGGUUGUGCGGGAUCCCGAGAGGGCGAGGAGGUUUUUCGAGGAGAUCGAGAUGGGCGAUUGGUUUCAGAUGAUGGGGAGUUAUCCGAGGGAGAAUGAUUGGGAUUUUAGAGUCGGUGGGGAGCAUCGGGGGAGAGAGAGGUUGGUUUGGAAUGUACCGAAACCGAAAAGAGAUCCGGUGCUGGGGUUGAGUCAAGAGGGCAUGUGCGGGCUGUGGAAGGAACGGCCUCUGUUGAGUAAGCUUUAAAUCGGUGGUGGGCUUUU